Messenger RNA from Pteronotus mesoamericanus, 5734 nucleotides. RefSeq names its product kyphoscoliosis peptidase (gene KY). Gene Ontology annotation, biological process: neuromuscular junction development; muscle organ development. The transcript has 10 exons. The record is from RefSeq and is a predicted model, not a curated record. Bases 231 to 2153 code for a protein of 640 amino acids. Gene Ontology annotation, cellular component: cytoplasm. NCBI's taxonomy places the organism in Eukaryota, Metazoa, Chordata, Mammalia, Chiroptera, Mormoopidae.
CAAAGGUGACUUAGAGCCGCUUCAUUAGGGGAGCGCCCUCCCGGGCGGGCCCUAAUGGCGUGUUUGGCAGAGUCAGCGAAACGCAGCGCGCAGCGGCUAGGCGGCGGGGGAGCGCCCUCUCCCGCGCCCUCGCCAUCUCCCGCGCCGGACAGCGGCGCGCACGGGGCCAUUUGCAGCGCAGGCAGACUUGCGAGCGGCCGCGGCGCGCUGGUGGGGAGCGAAGUGGAACCAUGGCGCUGAAGAAAGACAGCAACGCCGUGUCUAUUGACAUGCUGCUGAUCGUGCACUCGGAGAAGCGGCGCGCCGCGCAGGGCACGCACUCGGACCGGCAGGCGGACCCGGGCGCACUUCCGCAGUGCAGAGGAGGAAACCUGGCAGAAAAGCAGCAUCCUCAGCAGACCCAGGUCAUCACUUCCUACGACAACCAAGGGACACAGCUGACCGUGGAGGUCCACCCUCGAGAUGCCAUGCCCCAGAUGCUCAAGAAGUUUUCCUUGGCUAAACGUUUACAAGGUGAUAAAAAUGGAAACACAAGACCCCGGCAGCCUGGAGGGAAAGAUGCCCAUGCCUACCCCUGGGAUCGGUCCAGCCUGAAAUCCAUGCCCCUGGACUUGCGACAGUUUGAGAAACUGGACGCCUAUGCCUCACAGGUGACUGUCAAGAGUGGCUUGGACGAGCUGAUGGAUGACCUGCUCCAGGAGGCCCACAGUGACCUAGAGAGGGUCCGUGCGAUCUGGAUCUGGAUCUGCCACCACAUAGAAUACGACAUCGAGGCUGCCCAGGAGAAGGACCGCCAGGCCUUCAAACCCAGCAACAUCCUGCGAACCCAGAAGACCAACUGUGAUGGCUACGCUGGGCUCUUUGAGAGAAUGUGCAGAAUCGCUGGAGUACAGUGCAUGACCGUGCCUGGCUACUCCAAGGGCUUUGGCUACCAGACGGGGCAGCGCUUCUCUGGGGAGUUUGACCACGCUUGGAAUGCUGUGUACCUGGAAGGGAGAUGGCACCUGCUGGACAGCACCUGGGGCAGUGGCCUGGUGGACACCACGACCUCCAAAUUCACCUUCCUCUACAAUGAAUUCUACUUCCUGACCCACCCUGCGCUGUUCAUCGAGGACCACUUCCCAGACAACAAGAACUGGCAACUGCUUAAACCUCCUCAAUCCCUGCGGCAGUUUGAGAACAACAUGUAUCACAAGAGUGAAUUCUACAACAAGGGGAUGCUGAGUGCCCGCCCGGAGACGCCCGUGAUCAGAACAGUGAACGGGAAGGCCACGAUCACCAUGGAGAGCUGCGCCCCGACGCUGUUCAUGUUCAUGCUCAAUGGCAAGCAGGAGCACGGGCUGCUGAGCCUCCAGAAGAACGGGAUGAAGCUGGAUGUCUACCCCCCAACCAUGGGCACCCACAAGCUGCAGAUCUUUGCCAAAGGCAACUCUGACAUCUACAGCUCGGUGCUGGAGUACACGCUCAAGUGUAACUAUGUGGACUUGGGUGUCCGGCUGCCAGCCGAGUUGCACCAGCCUGUGGGCCCCAGCUGGUUCUCGGAGCAGAUGGGCAUCCUGAAGCCGUCCCACCCUGACCCCAUCAUCCACACCAGCGAUGGGCGCUGCUCCGUCAGCUUUGGCCUGGAGGAGGGCAUCAGCGUCCUGGCUUCCCUGCAUGGGGACGAUGGCCCCAUCACCGAGGAGACACAGCGGCGCUACAUCUUCCAGCUGCACCGGGAGAAGCGGAUGGAGCUGAAAGUCCAGCUGCCCCAUGCUGGCAAGUUCGCCCUCAAGAUCUUCGUCAAAAAGAGGCAGGAACCGGGCAACUAUGUCUUCGUCUUCAAUUAUCUCCUGUGCUGCUCCAACACCAAGGUGAACUGGCCCAUGUUCCCUGAGAGCUUUGGCAACUGGGGGCAGGACAAUGAGCUGCUGGAGCCUCUGUCGGGCGUGCUUCCUGCCAACCGGAAUGUCCCAUUCAAGUUGAAGCUGCACGGUGUCGCCAAAGCCCUAGUGAAGGGACAGGACACAUGGCCCCUGACCCUGAACGGCGAAGGCUACUGGGAGGGCAGCUGCAGCACAGCCGGCUGCCAAGAAGUCUACGUCAUGGUGCUGGAGAACGCCAACCACAACUUCUAUUCCUACAUCCUGAAAUACAAAGUGAACAACCAGUGAGGGCCCGUGCCCGGUCACCCUCCAGGGAGGGCCCACGGGAAGUGCAGCGAGCCCUGGACACCACUGAGUCUGCAUGAAAUCGCUUCUCGGCCUCUGCCUCCGUCUCCCUCCUCCGCCGCAGGAGCUGUGUGUUCUGAUGGCUUCACUCCACUGUGGCGAUGGCCGAGGGGACAGAGGCAAAGGCCCUUGAGAAGAAAAAGGUGCUAUGUAAAUCCAAGGUAUUGUAAACUGUACACCCCUGCCCACCUGCCCCCUUCUCAUAUUAAUGCUGUUGUUGUUGUUAUAGGCUUGAUGUGGGAAAGCAGGGUGUGGCCCAGGCUGAGAGCUCUUCACGUGAUGGUGAGAGAAUAAAUUCUGCCGCGGGCCCGAGAGGGACGUGAUUUGUGAUUUGCAAGGCUGUCAUCGUGAAUCACAGAGCCCCUUCCCAGGAGCAUCACAAGUUUCUCACCCACCCGUGCACCCCAGGGCAGGUUGGACUAUCAUUUUCUCCCCAGACCCUACGUCUUCCGCAUUCCUGCUGCCUCUUCAUUAGGUGCUUCUUGCUCUCCGAGAGCCCUGGGGGAAAAGAAGGUUGGAGAGGAAGCUAGCGCACCCCUCCCCAUUGGUUGGGUGCUGGUGGCCCCCACAAUCCCUGUGCAUGCUGGGAAUGUGGCAACAGAGAAAUUACGAGGAGAUUGCAAAGCAGAGAGAAGCCAGUGCCCACUCUUGGGUGUCCUGGGUAAGGGCACCAUGGCAGUCCUGCACCCUGAGUCUGCGGGACAAGGCCUCCGACUCUGCUCUCACAGGACGCUGUGGACAGCUGGGUCAGUGGGGCUGACCUUGCAGGCCCUUUCCAAGCCUGCACGCUGCUCAGGGAGCCUCAGGAGGCCUGCCUGACCCUGGGAGCCCUGUUAAUAACCCUAAAUACAGACCUGGGCAGGGAGGCCAGGUGAGAGAGCGGUGCAACGCUGCAAUGCCAGGGAGACUCCCCACAUAAUAGGGCUCUCCAGGCGCCCAGGAGUCCCCGCCAACAAAGCCACAGCUGGGGGAACCUCCACCUGCCCUGGGAGCGGUUUUUGUGCUUGGCCCUAUCCCAAGCACAAAACUGUCCUUUCCUCCCUUUCUCUGACAAGAGAGACCCUCAGGAUCCCAACUUCUGUGGGGACAGUUCAGAGCCCCUUGCUUGCUCAGGAUGGAAAAGCCUCAACUGCCCAGCUGGCCCUCAGCAGCACCUCGGGCAGGCGUUGCCAUGGCUACAGCAGAAAGGCUAGCUCCUGUGAGGGCAGUGGAGAGGGGAGGAUGGAGAAUGCCAUGCGUGGCCGACACAACACCAUCCCAGCACACCGAUACACCCAAGGUGGUCCCUGCUGACCUCCUGGCUUCUCCAGCUCUGUGUCCACUGCCUGUCUCAGUUCCCCCUGCCCCUGAGAGCCAGCACUGCCGAGGACUCUGCCUCCCCUCCUGCUCCAGUUGCCCCCAGGGCUCAGCUACAGCCAGGGCCCGCCAGGAAUCCUCACAGCCUCCUCUGCCUUUAUGGUCUCAUUUAUGUAUUUAACCAAUGUUUGCAGGGCACUUAAUAAGCACCAGCCACUGUGUUACAUGCUGGGGCUACAGAAGGAACAAAGAAGGCCCUGCCCCUGUCACCCAGAGCGUAGGGUGGGCAGCAGCAGCAGCAUCAUCCUCACCCCGGCCUGUCUGAAGUUCCAGGCUCCCAACACUUCAAUCCAUCACGCCCCUGAGCUCCCUCCCCAAAGGACCCUAGCCCAGAGCGAUGUUGCAGCAGUGCCCACCCCCCCACCAGGCUAAGGCCCUGGAACUCGAGGGGAGUGCCCCCAUGGUGCGGCUGAGCUACCCUGGCCUGUGUCCAGUGCCUUCUGGCAGGCUCUGCCACCCGGGCAUUCAGCACCAUGUCACUCGCCUGGAAAACGCACAAAGGCCCCAGAGAAGGAACCGCUGUGCAUAAAGACAGGGAAACAAGGGGAGUUUUUACACCCUGAAAACAGCCUUUUCUCACACCUUUGAUUUUAUGAGCUGAAAGAAAUGUGCUGUUUCAUCAAAAUAAUAAGUGCCUUCAAUGACGCAUGUCAUUCACUGGGCCCAGAGCUGGCUGCCUUCUGCUGAGAAGGACACGCAUCUUUUUAGAAACAAUGUACUUAAUCAAUAUAUUCUGGAGCAUGCAAAGGAUGCCACCCAGCAAAACAGGAGCUGUCCGGAGAACCGGGGACAGAGGCCCGGCCUCUCCAAGUGCCUGCAGAGCAUCCGCGUACCCCUCCCUCACCGUUCAAUCAGGCACCCCACCCCCUUUGUAAAGACAGCUAUAGACACAGAAAAUCACGUGCAUUUUUUUCCACUGAAGUAAAAAUACAUGAAAUGAAAUCCCAUAGUUAUGAAUUUUUACACGCAUGCUGCUCAGGGUAGAAUUUGGGGUUGCAUUUUGAAGUCUUUUAUUCAAACCCCAUCUUUGUUUCCUGGUCCACUAGAGUCCCAGCGGCCGGCGGAAUGGCACGGGCGCCCCCUGGUGUCCAACGUGCAGAACUGCCGUCGCUGCACACCGUGAGGCUGAACCUACCGCCAGGGUUUUUCCACAGAAUUUGAAAAAAUGCUGCUGAGAUGUUUUUGUUAAAUUCAUUUGGUGCUCUCUCGUGGCUUCUCAGUGCUUUCUCGUGUGUACACCGAGCACAUUUUUGCCACGCACAAGCUGUGAAGCGAGCCUGGGGGACUGCCUGGCGAGAAGACACAGAAUGUAAUAGGAUUUGGGCGCGCUUGGUCCGGAACACUGGGCAUAGGACUGGAUGGGACAUUUUCGACCAAACUCAGUACUAUGCCAGUGAAGGAUUAAAGCGGAUCAAACUCGGAGGCAAGUCCUGGGAUGGCCAUUCCUCAGGCCACAGGCGGAAGGGUGUGGUGGGUUCGAAAGGGAGGAAGAGUGCUGGAGUAAAUGGGCUGCACAACCACAACUGCAAUUAACGUCUUUUCAGCUCGUUUGGGAAGCGACACCAGCACAGCUGGACUCCGUUUUCAGUCUGAUUAUAAUCAUUGUGAGUUCCCCAUAUGUUACAUUGUCCCGCCAGGACAAGCUCUGCACACACAGCCUGCUGAGAUUAAAGGGAAAUAAAUAGAAUAACUGAAGCAUGAAGGAUUCAGGCUAGACAGAAAGAACUAUUUCCUGUUGUUAAGCAAGAGGAACAAGUUCCCGAGAAAGUUUUGUGAAAUCCUUUUCUCAAAGGACUUGGAAAGUGGAAAAGUUUUCCCACUGGUCUGAGGUUUUAGAAGCCACGCUAACUGCAAGAACUAGACUCUCUCCAUACCAGUUAAGCUUGAAACACACGUGAUCGCCUACAGCAAACACAGGAUGAACGGUUCUGCCGCAGCCUUCGCUAUUGGCAAAGUGUUCAGAGGUGGUGCGCUUGUGUCAUGCAUCAGUUUAUCUGCGUUCUAUCAUUUCUUUUCCUUUGGAAUGAGCAGUUGGACAUCUUAAGAGGUGAUUGCUUUUCAUAACGCGUGCACUGAGUUGUGUGGGCCAGUGGCUGUUGGGUACGCUUUUCCCACAUUGUUGCGGGUGUUGUUUUUCAAUAAAAUUUAUAUUCAUUUUUAUCCAACAA